CUCAACUUCUUCAACUUCUUUUAUAAACUAGUUUAACUCUUGAUUAAUUUAAAAACAAUGAUUUUCAUUAAAUAUUUCACAUGAAUAAAGUUUCUGUUGUAGUUUUAUGUGAUCCAGACUGAUCAGAACAUCACAGAGAGUUAAAAUCCUCUGUUUCUAAUAACUAAGUGUGUUAAAGCUUUAUCUUCAGUGAAUUCAGGGUUUUUAUUUCAAAUCGAAUCAAAUGUCAGAAAGGAGACGAGAAGCUGGAAGCAUCAGAGCUCAGUUUGGAUGUUUUUUAUCAAUCAUGUCUUCAGCUGGAUGUCAGUGUGUGACAGGUGUGCUUUGUUGAUAAGGCCUCGUCCUGUGAUUGGUGCUCAGGAGGAGGAACAGGCUUUAAAAGCUUCUGCAGCUUCUGCAGAGUCCGUUCAGGCUGAAGCUCAGACAUGGCUCCUCUCGCCCUCCUUCUUCUUGUCCUGGAGAUCUGUUUUGCAGUGAAGUCAGAGGUGCAGCUGCAGAAGAGGAUCAUUGGAGGUGAAGACUGUAAAGGAACAGAGCGUCUUUAUCAUGUGAAACUGACAGCAACCAGUCAAACACAUGAGUCUCUCUGUGGAGGGUCUCUGAUCAGUGAUCAGUGGGUUCUGACUGCAGCUCACUGCUGGGAGGAUGGAUGGGUUCAUAAAGCUGUGGUAGGAGUUCAUCCUCAGACUGCAACAAAGACAACACUGACAAUCACAGACAAAGAGAUUUAUACUGAUGUGAAUAAACAAAAACAUGACAUCAUGUUAGUGAAGCUCCCACAGAAAAUAACAACAAUCACACCUGUGAAGCUGCCUGACUGUAAAAAUCCUCCUAAAAA
This is a messenger RNA of Austrofundulus limnaeus, 838 nucleotides long. Its product is annotated as snake venom serine proteinase 5. The transcript is spliced from 3 exons. Gene Ontology annotation, molecular function: serine-type endopeptidase activity. Gene Ontology annotation, biological process: proteolysis. The record is from RefSeq and is a predicted model, not a curated record. NCBI's taxonomy places the organism in Eukaryota, Metazoa, Chordata, Actinopteri, Cyprinodontiformes, Rivulidae. The annotation marks the transcript as partial.